Callorhinchus milii (elephant shark) is the source of this 2054-nucleotide messenger RNA. Its product is annotated as leucine-rich repeat-containing protein 19. Gene Ontology annotation, molecular function: signaling receptor activity; protein binding. Gene Ontology annotation, cellular component: plasma membrane. Lineage: Eukaryota; Metazoa; Chordata; Chondrichthyes; Chimaeriformes; Callorhinchidae. The record is from RefSeq and is a predicted model, not a curated record. Bases 72 to 1094 code for a protein of 340 amino acids. The transcript is spliced from 5 exons. Gene Ontology annotation, biological process: interleukin-8 production; positive regulation of non-canonical NF-kappaB signal transduction.
GAACUGGGAAACAUCAACUAUCUGUUAGUUUGAAAGAGAACGUUGGACGAUCAUCUUAACAGAACAAGGGCAUGGCGAAACCCUGGUUUCAACUCUGGACUGGAAUUCUCUUUAUGACCACUGCUACAACAGCCUCAUCCCUAUGUGUUUUCAGUGGCACAAUUUGUGACUGCAGUGGAAAGAAUCUUACCUUUAUUCCUGAUAACCUAUCUGCAAACAUAACCAAGUUAAUCCUCACUAAUAACAAUAUUUCUUUGACUUAUCGUGAUGUUCAAAUUCUUCGGAAUUUAACACAUCUGAAAGAACUGUACCUUGGAUACAACCUGAUACAAAGUUUAUCUUCUGAAGUAUUCAGCAAGUUAAAAAACUUGGCUAUAUUGGAACUACACAAUAACUGCCUCACAUAUCUGGAUAGUAAUGUUAUGCCAUCAUCGAAUUUAACACAUUUAACAAUAUAUGGAAAUCAAUGGAACUGCAGUUGUUCCCUUCUAGAUUUACAGACAUGGAUCAAUCGCUCAAAAGCAAUUUUAGGGAAUUUAACCAGUACAACAUGCAAAACCCCUGAAAAAAUGAAGUACUUCACUAUCGAGACAGCUCCCAUCAACCAAAGUGAAUGCUUCUCUGCAUCUAAGAGUACUCCUGCUAUCACUAAAAGCAACUUUAUUACAAACCAGUCUGUGACGAUGCAUGUUGUUGGAUCACAGACUUCUGCUGUGACUACACAAAACACCACGAAUAAUCAGAAAGAUGGAUCAGAUCGACAUAGAAUUGGAAAAUCUUGGAAACUCCUGUUGACCAUUAUGGCUGGCUCAGCUGGUUCCUCUUUUCUACUAAUCAUCAUUGUAAAAUGCUUCAAAUGGUACAAAUGGCUCUCUGCCUACGACCACCAUAAAUUGAGGGAAGAACCAGAGCUGAUCAUGGAAAAUCCAUCUGAGAUAGGUUUGAAUAGUGUUCCAUGGGCCACAACUACAGAUGAAACCAAUGACCAAGAAGAGGAAACAAAGACAACCACGUACAAGCUUCCUGAAGACGAUGAUGGAUAUAUUGAAGAUGUUUAUAUAGAUACAAUAGAAUUCAAAGAUUAUGAGGAGUAAAAAUGAUUUAUGAUCUGGGUUGUAGUAUAAGAUUUGAUAUCCAAGGUGGCAGCCUCUGUCAGGUACAAUUAAGGCUGAUUAAGUUAGAACAGCCAACAUUUUAACUACUACUUUAGCAUAUUUAGCUCUGCUUUCCCUCAACACACUGGCUGUAGUUUGUGCAACAAAACUAUUUCCCCAAAUUCACAUAAAAUCAUGUGAGGAUAUGGGAAGUCAAGAUCAGGAAUAUCAUAACAAGAAUUUAUAAAAAAUCUCCGUAAGUCAUAAAAAUAUCCAUACAUCUUACUAUUCUCCUAAAAUAUUUAUCAUCUUUCUUUAGGAGAAGAAAAUUGUCAUAUUCAUCCAAUUUCUGUGAAUCUGUUAGCUAUGUUUGUUCAAAAUAUAUACAAAGGUGCACACAAACAUAAAAAGGUGCAUUUUUUCCAACUGACUGCAUAUGGUAGUCCACAAUAUUGAGAUGUCUAUGUUUGAAGAUAGAAAACAAGGAUAGACAACUGUUAGAAGUUACCUUUGAUCUACUUAGGACUAAGAUAGCUAUUCAAGUGCACCAGAUUAGAAUGAAGUUUGGAAUAUAAAGAAUGAAUAUCCCACUUUCAAAUGUAUGCAUGCAUACAUCUCAGAUUUUAACAUUUACUCUUUCUCAACGCCUUUUCUCCUUAACCAGUGAAUUGAUGUAGCAAUGAGAAGAACCUAAAAAUGAUAAACCGCCAAAAUGGAGAUAAUUUAAAUUAAAAAAUGGUAUUAGAAUCCAAAUUAAAAUCUUUAAAAAAAAUCUGAUAAAUUGAACUGAUUAGUGAUAGAAAAGUAAACUUUGAUGAAUGAAUCUGAACUCGUAAGCAGAACAUAACAUAUAGGAGCAGGAGUAGGCCAUUCGGCCCUUCGAGCCUGCCUCGCCAUUCAAUCAUGGCAGAUCUUCUUAUCUAACUCCAGCUAAUAACCUGACCCUGCCUUAUCCCCAUA